Messenger RNA from Topomyia yanbarensis, 540 nucleotides. RefSeq lists its product as uncharacterized. The record is from RefSeq and is a predicted model, not a curated record. Bases 1 to 540 code for a protein of 179 amino acids. NCBI's taxonomy places the organism in Eukaryota, Metazoa, Arthropoda, Insecta, Diptera, Culicidae. The transcript has a single exon.
AUGGGCGAAGCGGAGGAAGCAAUUGACACUCUAAGACGCGAAUAUCAGGUCAGAGCGGACAACAUAAAAAGGUCGGUCAACGCCAUCGAAACAUUUGUUGAAUCGUACAAUCCCGCGCAGCAUGAAGACCAGGUUUCAAUCAGGUUGGAGAAGUUGGAAGGUUUUUACAGCCAGUAUGUCGAGCAAGUAGUUCAGCUGCAAUUGCUUCCCCUGAGUGUUCCCGCCAUUGAGUAUGAUAAGGUACUGAAUCGGUUUGAAACAAAAUAUUACCAUUUGAAGGCAAAGCUCACUCAAUUGCUUUCGGUAAAAAAGUCCGACACCGCUAGUACCUCUAAAAGGUUCCAUUCGCAGAGCACCCAUAUCAAGUAUCCUGAGCUGAAACUCCCAGAUUUCUCCGGAAACCCACUCGAAUGGCAAUCUUUCCAUGAUCGGUUCAACGCUGCGGUGCAUUCGUCAAGUGACCUAAGUGCAUCGGAAAAAUUCCAAUACUUAAAGGGCCUCCUACGAGGCGAAGCAGCUGGUUUGAUAUCGGAGGUGUGA